Molecule: messenger RNA, 777 nt
Organism: Papaver somniferum (opium poppy)
Lineage: Eukaryota; Viridiplantae; Streptophyta; Magnoliopsida; Ranunculales; Papaveraceae
Product: zinc finger protein ZAT5-like
Exons: 1
Coding region: 1-777 (258 amino acids)
Source: RefSeq, a predicted model, not a curated record
AUGGUGUCUAUUCGGAACCAGAAAAGAUUCACUACCACUGGAGCAGCAGCAGCAAGAGAGUCUGCGAGUAUGAAUAACGAUAGCAGUAUGAAGAUGAAUAGCACUGAGCAUCCGUCUACGGCGAGUAUGAAGAUGAAUAGCACUGAGCAGCCGUCUACGGAGAGUAGGGUUUAUGACGAUAGCACUGAGAAGCAGUCUAUGGCGAGUAGGGUUUUUGAGUGUAAAACCUGCGGAAAAGGAUUUUCAUCGUUUCAAGCACUUGGUGGGCAUAGAGCGAGUCACAAGAAACUUCGACUGGUUAAAGGAGAUGGUUCAAAGAUGGAUGGAAGAUUAUCAUCAUCAUCAAAGUCAUCAUCAGCUUUACAUGAGUGCUCAAUAUGUGGAAAAGGGUAUGCGAUUGGUCAAGCUUUAGGAGGCCAUAUGAGAAGGCAUAGAAACAACCCUAGUAAGGAAUCACCAUCACGCUCACUUUCAGUUUCACCACCUUCAUCUCCGCCACCGGAAGAACAACAACUGUUUUCGCUGCCUCUUCUUCCACACAGUAGUAGUCCUCUUGCCGAGGAACCCAGAUUAUCGCUGCCUCUCCUACCGCAAACGCCGGAACCAAAAACGUUGAAAAGAAAGUAUCAUGCUGUGCACAAUGAUAAACGUCUGUGUUUGGAUCUGAACUUAGGUCCGCCUUGUUCUUAUUACGAAGAAGAAAUAGACUCCGACGAUCGUCAUCAUCAUCAGAGUAUGCCUACGAAGCCGUAUUUAGGUUUAACUCUGUUUACAUAG